CCACUAGUUCCGCGGACUGCUCGCACAUCCGCAGUGCAUGAAUCUUUGUGCUAUCACCAUCAUGAUGGGAAUCUCUCCAUGAACUGCUGGUGCUAUUUCGGCAGGUCUGAUACCGGAGCACACGGGGCUGACGGAGCAACGACGAUCUGGUACGCUUGGCCUGCGGCUCUCAAGGCGCAGCAUCGGGACGGCAGAGCGCUGGCGAGCGUGGAACGUCGCCUCUCUGCUCGGUGCACAGGUGGGCGGAAGGGAGACGGCGAUGCAGCCUUCCGCCCGGCAGAAGGAACUCGAGGCGCUCUUCGAGAAGCGGCGCAAAGGACACGUGCCGCAGAUCAGCAUUACUGACGACGAUCACCAUGUGACGGAGGCGAUCGGCAGCUACUACGACGAUGAACCCAACCCCCAUCCGCCCUCCGAUCCCCGACCCUUGAGCUUCGUGAGCUCGCAUGAAGAGCGGGUGGACAGCAGAGAGCAGAAGCGCAACAAGCGCAAUGCUUCAUAUUUCGAAUACAAACCAGGCAGUCCCCAGCGCCUUCCGCUGGCCGUCACGGGCAUGAACGAGAAAGUGCCCGGCGUGGCCACCGAGGGCCUAAACAGCAGCUCGACGGGGAUGAAGAGGGCGAGCAGCUUGGGGUCGGAGAACGCAGGGCCCAGCUCGCCGGGCAGUCCAGCGCGGCUCAGUCGGCAGUCCAGCACGGAUACCGCAGUGUCGCAGUUCCCCCUGAACGACAUUGAUUACGAGUCCAGUCCGGCUGCCGUGGCUCAGGAACUGAGUAACCUGCAGGCCAUCCGGCGCAUGUCGAUGAACGUCGAUACGGCCGACCCCGACCUACCUUCUUUCGGAGGCGUGCCCACCACUGCGCCGAAAUCGUCUGAGGAUGAGAACGAUGCCGCUCGACUGUUCUGGGUACCGGCCCGAUUACACCCCGAGUUGGCGCCGAAGGAAUUCAAGACGUUCCUGGAAGAGAGGGUGGAGAAGAUCAAGAGGCGGUCGGGAGACGCAGACAUGUUGUCUCUUGAAGGCCUGGAACGAUCAGGCUCGGGCGCAAGUCUGGCGAGAAGGAAGAGCAUGCUGUCCCGUCAAGUCGAGUCACAAGAAAACUUCGAAGAUGGUGCGGAUAGGCUGGAGAAGAAGCGGUCAAAAGCCCUAACAGUGGACGGCCACGCACAAGUCGAGCUGGCGGAGCUCGAGACAUUGGUCAACGAUCCCGUACAGCUGUUACGGCGCAUGAGUCUCGACACUGCGCGACGCUCAUUGGAUUCGGGUGCAGAGGAUUCGCUGGGAGACGACAUACCAGUGCUUCCUCCCGGCGCCCAAUCGCUCAAACGCUCCACACGGACCGCGUACAGACGAGGUAGCCUCCGGAAGGGCGAGCGCGUUCCGUUUUCAAAGCGUGCUCAACAGCGACAGUCUGGAGCGGAGCCAGAGGAAGUGUCCGCUUCAUCACCCUCUUCUUCUGUCUUUGAAGAGCCCGUCCUUGGCCUGAGUCGAGUUCAGACCGAGCCGACGCCCGCAUCACAUCCUUUGAAAUCCGCCUACCCAUCUCGGGCAGAAGCAAGUCGCAGAUGGAAUGAUGCUCGUGGAGAUCCUCAUCCAGACGAGCUGGUCCAGGACGAGGCAACGCGUGGAGAAGGGCAGCCAAGUGCAGUAGCCCCACAGGCUCCGCAAGACGACGAGCCGCCACCUCGUCCGCAGCAUCGGCAAUUUCAUUCUAGGAUAAUAUCAGGGCCAGGCCGGACGACAGCGCAGUUGCCAGGCUACGACAAUACCGAUCCACUCCCUCAAAUCAUCGAAACGUUGCCAGACGGCUCGAAGGCGCCGAAAUCGAACGUACUCCAAUACAUACCCGAGCGAAAAUCGUCACAUGAGCUGCCGCGCGCGUUCAACCGCGGCGGCGCACACAUGCGACCGGCGCCUGGACGAGAGCAGCGAUCGUCGACUCUGGACGACAUAUCUCAGCGGCCGUCGCCGCUCCCCGGGAGUGGCAAUACAAGCACCGAUGCGCUUACCAUGGUGCCGACGUUUGACGAUCGCAGGCCGGAGAAGAAGGAUGUUACGAGGAAGAGCAGCUGGAAAUGGAUCCUGGGCAGCGAUGACGAUGGAAAGAAGGGCAGGGAGGAGAAGGCAUCCGAAUCCGGCAGUGGGAAGAGCAAUAAACUGAGCAAGGCAGCUGCCGAGAAGACGAGGCUCGACGUCUUACAGGCAUCAAUCGAGGGCAAUUCUCAGGUACGAGGGCGAGAGAGCCUCGUGCUGAACCGCGACCAAGUGCGGCUGGAGGAGGAGCGGAAGCGGGAAAGCAAAAAGUAUUCCGAGCCGAAGAAGGAGAAGGAGAGGGAGUCGGGUCUGCUGUCCGCCAUCUUCGGGGGCAAGAAGAAGGCGUCGGACGGCGACUUGAAGGAGAAACGGCGGAAGUCUGAUCGAAACCUCUCGCCCGAGCCGGUGCCGCGCAUGCUGAAGCCCGACAUUGAUUAUAAUUGGACACGCUUCAGCAUUUUGGAGGAGCGGGCGAUCUACCGCAUGGCGCACAUCAAGCUGGCCAACCCACGACGAGCUCUGUACAGCCAGGUGCUGUUGAGCAAUUUCAUGUACUCCUACCUCGCAAAGGUGCAAAUGAUGCAUCCGCAGGUGCAGAUACCGGCGGCACACCAGAAGUCGCAGCAGCGAAGCCAACAGGAACAGCAGCCGGCGGAGUACAGCCAGUACCAGCGUUGGCAAGAGCAGCAGGAGCGCGAGGCGGCGGCGGCGGAGAGCAGCAACGGCAGUGCGACGAAGAGGACGAGUCUGGAGAUCAUGUCAGGGGGCGCGGUACAGCAGCGGCUGCAUUACGACUACGACGACGACGCUGGGGCAGAGUACGACUCGCGCAGCUCGGAAGAUUACGAAUACGACCAUUCUUAUCAGCAAGCGCAGCAUCACCGAGCGAACGGAGGGGGAAUGAUGCGUGGUGGAGGCGGGGGGUACAGCGUGGCUCAAUCGCACGACUAUCUCGGCCAUCCCAAAGCCCAACAGCCCUUGGGCGCGUGGGAGGAGACGGAGAAGAGCGAGGACCUUUGGUGAUGUUGUCGUCGUUGUUGUUCUUGUUUUUUGUUAUCGGUCUGCGAAGCGUAUCUGCAUUUACAGGUUCAUUCUGCAAACAUCUGAGGUCAAGUCGUGCUGGUUUCUUUCCCUGCCUCUCCUUACUAGGGCCGCACAUGACGGCCACGUGGGCGCAAUAGGCUUCCCGACGCGACCGCUUGCCAUCCCACAGAGGCGCCUGGACACCCGCAAGCGCUUGGGUUUAGAGGAGAUGCAGGCUGGCGUUGUCGAGUUGGUACUUCUCCUUUCUUAUAGGCAUGGGUGCUUUUACGGGGGGGCUCUUGCUUAUAAGUCCAGAAGAGAUAGGGCAGUGUGUGUCCCACUUCUAUCCGUAUUGCCUCCAGUCCAAGGCCUCUGUUUUGCUAGUCAGGAC
Messenger RNA from Neohortaea acidophila, 3449 nucleotides. RefSeq lists its product as uncharacterized. Lineage: Eukaryota; Fungi; Ascomycota; Dothideomycetes; Mycosphaerellales; Teratosphaeriaceae. Bases 260 to 3058 code for a protein of 932 amino acids. The transcript is spliced from 3 exons. The record is from RefSeq and is a predicted model, not a curated record. Gene Ontology annotation, cellular component: cytoplasm; cell septum. Gene Ontology annotation, biological process: positive regulation of G2/M transition of mitotic cell cycle; establishment of cell polarity.